UAGUGAAACAUCGGGAAUGGAAACGUUGGAAGUACAAGUUCCAGAUACAACUAUCACAAGUUGGGUUACGAGUGGUUUUGCUAUGUCUUCUGUUUACGGCAUGGGGAUCUCAAAUCAAGCAAUGUUGAAGGCUUUCCAACCAUUUUUUGUUCAAAUGACUCUGCCCUAUUCUGUAGUCCGUGGAGAAGAAACACCAAUCACUGUGACUGUGUUCAACUACCUGUCGUCCUGUAUUCCAGUGAGUGCGCAGUCGUUCAUUUUUAACAAAUUCAUGAGCUAGGAAAACACGGAAAAGAAAUCAUGAACGUGAACGAUCUGGCAUAUCUGAUACAAAUACCUCUAACAAAAUCGUACUCGUAUACAUUUCGUCUGGUUUGUCAGAUUUAUUAUAUACAUGACAAAAUUACUUUGGGAAUUAUUCCAUAUUUCAGUAUAUCAACUAUUUGAUGAUUUUCGUCAAAAAUCCAAUAUGGCGGUGAAAUUUAUCUUGUAUAAAUAUAAACAAACGUGGACGAAUUUAACUAAAUUUUGGCGCAAAGAUUAGUUAAAAAACACAGUAUGGCAAAAGGAGCCAAUUCUAGCACAUUUUUUUCAAAUAUCACUCGUAGUGUUAUCAUUAAUUGCACCCCUUCCCGUGUGAUUACCUGUACUAAAUAAUUCAAAGAUCGAAGAAUAACAAUUUUCAGCAUAUACUCGAGAGGUGCCUAGCGGUCGUUGAAUUCCAAGUACCCUUGCGCUAUUCACAUUCGCAUUGAUGGCUACUAUUGAAAUAUUUCACGGCGUGGCGAGAAGUGUAGUGCCCAAAUAGCGGGGCUUGUAUAAUAUACAUAUAGGUAUGUGACUCGGAAAAGAAGAUCACGUAUUUUCUGAAACAUGAAAAAUCAUUUUCAGUCAGCAAUCAUUAUAUGCUCAAAUGUUGAUAUUUACUAAAUACCGGAACAAAUGAAUCAAAUCAAAUCAAGGGAAAUCUCUAUCACGUGCAGAUACAAAGAUACCACACGUUUAUGACUUCCUUUGUGUUUUCCUCAUGAAUCAUUAAUGAGUUUUUGAAAUAUCUUUCUCAAAUUCAUUAAUAAUUCAUGAGUAAUUAAACCAAUAGCAUGUGAGAAUUCCGUCACAAGAUGCUGUUUGGAUACCGCGGUCAAACCAAUCUCGUACCCAGAGCAAUGCCUGUACGCGGGCUAGGAUGACAUUGGCUCUGGGGAAAUUGAAUUUUUCCUGCGCUGUGAUUGGUUUAACGUUUGUCAAUCGUGCAUGCCGACAAAGAAGCGGAACCUCAAAAUUUAGGGGUUCCGGUUGUCAAUUUACCCAGAGCCAACGACUUCAUAGCUCGCGCACAGGCAUUGCUCUGGGUACGAGAUUGCGGUCAAACACCGUCAGACACAGCAAUACAAGAGUUUAGCUGCAUACGUAAUUAAGAUAUUUGAUGAAAGUCACUAAUGUUUUCAUCAAAUAUCUUAAUUACGCGUGCAAAAUUACUUGAAUAGAAUUCCUAAUUACGUUAUGCUUGGUUAAGAAUUCUAUUCCAAUCAGCAAACGAAAACAUUCUGUUACGUCUCGAUUCAUUUGAGAAGCCAUAUAAACAACUCGAGCUCGUGUCUCAAGGGGAUAUCCAAACACUCGAAAACAAUGUAUACGUUGUUUUUUCGUGUUUCGAUAUCCCGAUGAAACACUCGCUCUCGUUGUUCAACGUUAUUAAAUAUUUUUCAAUGAAGGGUUGCUUUGGACAAAAAAAUAGUUACCAUAAAAUCUAAUCGUUGUAUGAAUACAUAUAUUUAUAAUUCAGUGCUAUAUCUAUGGCAUUCUGAUACAGCAGAGCAACAGAUGCUCUUUCCGCAAAAAUUAAACAAAAAUGAUUUAACAAGCCCUGGAAGUUCAGAAAACUAAUAUUACAAUUAACCCAAAAAUAAUAAUGUAAUCGUAAUUUACGUUUUGAAUACAAGACGUCAUUAGAACAAUCAAGAUAAAUAUUAUAAAAUCCAUGAGCAUUCAACAUUCCGGGUAUCUUUCUCAUUCGCUGAGUGUAAUACAAUGCACUUUUUUCGGCGGUUGUAUUAUACUUUUAUAUUGCUGUAUCAAAUAGUUCUUCUCAUUUUCAGAUAAAACUUAAACUAAGUCGUAAAUCGGAGGACUAUAAAGUGACGUCAUUCCACAUAAGCAAGAUGUGCGUUUGUAAAGAUGAUGGGAAACCGGUCAAGUUCAAAAUUAUUCCAAAUAAACUUGGUCAUAUACCACUUACAGUUAAAGCUAUGACAUCUCAUGCAAAACUUUGUCCCAAACCAACUGUUUACGCCGUUGAUGCUGUUACGAGAAAGUUACUGGUGGAGGUAAGUUUAAAUUUUUGCUAUGAUAUUCCGAGUUUUGGGUAACUUUUGCAGGGCACAAUAUUUAAUUAAGUGAUAUGAAGUGAGAGGCAGCAAGCUCAUUGAUGUGUGAUGCGGAAUCAAGGACGAAGUAUACACAAUAUAUAAAGAGUCAACAAAAUCGAGGGCAUGCAGUUGAAACGCAGCUAAGCUGGACAGAAAUCACCCUGUAUACAGAGUCAAAUAGGUGCUCUAGAGAAACGGUAAAAAGACGUUCAGAAAACUCACUUACCGUUAUUGACAUUGAUCACCGUCCAUGAUCAACUCUAAUUGCUGCUGAUAACAUUGCUUGAAGAGAUACCAUACGUCAAGCUGUUUCGUCUUUUGAGAAAAGUGGUAGAUAGAGACCGAGAGCUAAUGUGUUCACGAAAAAAGAAGAGGAAGAAGAAGAAGAAGAGCGAACACAAGCAGCCAGUACAGACGAGGUUUUAUUUACAGACCCUGCGUUCUCGUCUGCUUAUCCCUAUUUAUACUCCUCAACCACUAACGAGCAUGCACUCGACGUGGGCAUUGUAUAUCUGGAUAUUUUGUGAAGCUAACCCAUAAUGAUCGGACAAUUAUAUUGUCUGUGAUAUUCAUGCUAUAAACAUGGAGCUUGUUUUUAAACACAUCCAUGGAGAGAUACAAUGUGUCUUGUUCCAGAAACUGCGAAAUCGGGGUUUUCGAAAUCUCGGACAGCUCAAGUUUGCUUAUUUCGAAUAUAAGCUAUUUCCUAUCAAACGUCGCAAUAGUCAUUAACUUUUGUGCAAACGAGAGGAUCUUGUAACAUCUAUAUUGCGUCCCACAACUAUUCCCACCCUACAUGCAUGUAAUUUGAACAGAAAUUGGAAAAAAGCACGUCAGAUAUUGGAUGCAUGGGAGUCGCCUAAGAGCAUGAAUAACAUUCCACAUUAAAUAUGCUUCGAAACUUCUUCAACACCAAACGAUACAAGAACACGCGUUAAACAAAAUAUUGAUGCUUAUGGUUUUAUACAGGUAUAUCUAGUUUUCCGUUGUUCUUGUUAAACUUGUGCAGUUUGUCGUCGCGCAUCGUUUUUUGUUGACUUUGUUCGGUUAUUAUAAUAGCAUAUUGUUGCUAUUUUUAAGCAUUCUCGGUUAAACUUGUGCUCUGAGAACAACAAUUAAGAUUUAACAACAGCAAAAACAACCAAACUGACAACAGAGGGCAAUUGUUUAAUAUAUUUCAAAACUGGUGUAAAAGCUGUUAUAGUAGAGUUAUAUAACUUUAGCAAUGAUUUAAGAAAGCAAAUUAACCGCUAGUCACGUAUUCACCAAAGCAGUAUAUUAAGAUUUGGCGUUUGAAGUUUACGUUUGGCGUAUAAAUUUCAUGCUUUAACGACUACAAGCCCUCGUAGCAGUUCAAGCAUGGAAUUUAUCCGCCAAACGUAAACUUCAAACGCUAAAUCUUAAUUUACUGCUUUGGUGAAUACGUGACGCGGUUAAUUUGUUUUCUUGCAUUAUUGUUAAAUACCACAAGUUUAAUAAUUGCUUAAUAUAUUUCAAAACUGCAUGGUGUAAAAGCUGUUAUAAUAGAGUUGUAAAAUCACAAACUUCGUUAGUGGUUUGACGUUUGCCGUAAACGUCAAUCUAUAACUCUCUAAUAUGAACAUUUCUUCGCUAUAAAGGCCCUGUCACACUAUUGCGUAUGAGAGAAACGUAUGAGAAUUAAAGAUAUGAAAAUUUAUGAAACAUUUUCAUACACACAAAAUCUUAUGAAAUGCCAGCGAAUAAGUACCGUACAUCUAUCGUACCUCUAGCGUAUUCAGCGUGUACCUGGAGUAUGCUUUCGUAUAAACCAUACGUCUGAAUACGCACAAAAUUUUUAAGCAUGCUUAAAAAAAAUUUGCUGCCUCGCCUUAUGCCAGCGUAUGCCACCGUAUGCGACCGUGCUUGAAACGUAUAAAACCUAUGCCUAACGUAGCCCUAGCUUAUGUCAGCGUAUACCGGCGUAUGAGCUGGCAUACGCUAGUACGAUACGCAAUUAUAGUGUGUCAGGGCCUUAAACACCGGACUUCUCUGGUUCAUUUUGAUAUCGACGAGCCAAGGAUUUCUCUCCAUGCACAAUGGUAUUUUAACAUAUUAAAAAAUGCAGUCAAAUAAUCACCUGUCAUUCCGUUUUUUCCAGCCUGAAGGAAUAAGACAGCAACAUAGUAAAGGAACUUUCUUUUGCGCUCCUGAAAAAGGUAAAAGUUAAAGAAAGCUAUCCGAAAUUCAGAUAUUGAAGCAAGAUUACUUUGUUUAAUAGUUGUAAAUAAAAUCUAACAUAGGUUGGAAAUUGUGGAUUGUUUUCGUUCAACCAUUUGUAUACAACCAAUUAAAAAAAGUCCUUUGCAAACCUUAUUUACAGCUCAUUCAAUAAAGAUUGUCCUUUCAAACCUUAAACUCAAACCUUAAAACAUUAAACAUUCAACUCUAUAAAGCGUACAAAGCGCAAUUGGAGCUUCAUUUAAUCAAUUUAGAAAUCAUAUAUGGGGCCGAUUUCUUCUUAAAGACAAGUAAAUAAAUUAAAGGUCUCAUAUAUAUUACUAAACUGAUUAAAUGAUGUUCCCAUUAUAGGCUUCGCACGCUUAUAGAGUUUAAUGUUAAUUAAGGUUUAGAGUUUAAGAUUAAGAUCUGCAAAAGACAACCGUUUUUGAAUUAGCUGUAUAUUGUUAUAGUAACAUCAUACAAUCGUCCUUGACAUAAUCAUUAUAGUGCUAAGCUUUUUCAUACUUUCCCUCACCAGGAAGCUACAGCGAGAUAAUUGAUUUAGCUAUUCCGGCAAAUAUCAUUCCUGGAUCCGUGCUACAAAAGAUAUCGAUUGUUGGUAAGCGUUACACAUAACUAGUUUUGACGAGUUUAAGGCUUAUUGCUGUGAUCAAUUUCAAUUUGUUCAUAAUUUCUUAUGCAAGAUUUUAAAAUUUUAGUGGGUAUUACUUCCAAUAUUCUCUUUCUAGGCGAUAUAAUGGGUCCAGCUCUGACAAAUCUUGAUGGACUGCUAGCAAUGCCCUAUGGUUGUGGUGAACAAAAUAUGGCUAAAUUUGCUCCAAAUAUUUACGUCAUGGAUUAUCUUACCAGCACAAAUCAGGUUACAAAGGAAAUAAAGGACGAUGCGAUACGUUAUAUGAAAUCUGGUAUGUUUUAAUACACAUACUUAUAAUAUCAAGGUUCGAAAACCAUAGUUAGGGAAGAAAAGACCCGGUUAUUUCCAUAUAUUACCUCAAUUAUGUCGCUACAUAAAACUACCUUCUGCUGUUCUAUUAUACAUAACGUAAUUUGUGACUAUGACAAUAUUGACAAAAGACAUAAAUGGCUUACUUAGGAAUAUUGUUCUUGCUUGGUUCUUUAGAAACUCCAUUCUAUAGCUUAUUCUUUUGUCAUUGUCGUAAUCAACCAAUCACAGAACAUCUUUCUAGUGCUUCGUGUCGACCACGAGUUUGGGAUUUUUGAGAUGCAACAAUUAUUAAAAUAUCGGGACGAGAAGAGAUAUCGUUGACAUAUACCGUCUUUAUGUUACCCUAAUAUCGAUAGAUGUCUGUAUAUAUCUAUAAAGCUAAUUUGUCUCGUGGACGUCCCCGUUACACUCCACGCAUGUCUGGAGGUGUUGAUGUCACAAUGCUGUACCACAUGUGCCUUGACGAGAGCUUACGUGAGAGAAAUAUGAAUGUAUCGCGUAUUUAGACGUGUAGCAAACUGCAGUUACGAGGAAUAGGACGCCAAAACAUGUAUGUCUGCUGAUAGUACUAUAUAUACCGUGUUCGAUUAGUUCAAGUCCUUUUAUGCCUUAUCCCGAUCCACGUGAUUAGCUUAUUUGUUGUCACGUGACUUCGAAUAAAUGCAAUGUUUCCCGCCGGGCAACAAGCGAAAAUUUUUUCCCGCCCCGAUCGGCUACGUUGUACAUAAAGAAACAAAUGGCCGCCAAACUAGCACAAAUAGAAACUAUGACUUUCCAAGUUUGUGUUUCAAUGAAGAAUGUAAAAGGGAAGAAGAAUACACAACAGGCAUCAGGAUACGCUGCUGAAACAGAUUAUUUUAACUUUAAACUCGUUUACACUAUAGAGUUUUGUCACGAAAUAUAAUUGUUGUAUGAAUGUUGUUGAGUGUUGUUGAAUGCUGCGAUUUUAGGUGCGAUUUUCUUCUCCUGGGGCCGGUUGUACGAAGGCCGGAUAGAGCUAUCCACCGGAUAGUGAUUUUUUCAAACUUUGUUAAAUUAGUCGUUGGUUGUUAUAACUCAUAUUAAAGUUUAGUAUUUAUAAGUUAAAUGUUUUUUAUACUUCUUUCUUCAUCUAUAUCCGUAGUUUCACAGUUUUUCAAGCAUUUUUACAAAGGUUGAAAAAAUCACUAUCCGGUGGAUAGCGCUAUCCGGCCUUCGUACAGCAGGCCCCAGGAGAAGAAAAUCCCCUGAUGUAUGUAAACGAGUGGAAGAGUUAUGAAUGUUGAGAUGCGGGUUCAUAUACUCAGAACAUUCAUACUCAUCCACUCCGUCACAUGCAUCAGAACACGGUAUAUAUGAUAAUAUAUGCGAUCGAACACGGUAUAUAUGAUAACAACUAUACUUGUCACGUUUUAGGUGGAGUUAAUAGCUUGAAGCUUUUGUAAUCUUUUGAAUUUUAAACUUAAUCCUAAUCCUAACCGUAAACCUAACCAUUACUCUAAUCUAACCUUGAUAUUAAUCAUAACCCUAACCCUUUCCCUGAACGAAACCCUAAUCCUAACCCUAUAAAAAUCUAAAAAUAUAGCAACUCUCCCUAAAACGUGACUCAUAUCAGAACAAUUGUUAUUGGUGUCACCUAUUUUCAGGUAUCGAAACUUUUCAAAUACUUUCAUUAAGAGGAUUUAUUUCACACAGGAUAUCAAAGAGAAUUAACGUAUAAACGACGAAGUGGUUCAUACAGCAUAUUUGGAAAAUCAGACAGCAAAGGAAGUAUGAUGUAAGUUUAAUACCCUCUAUAUUCCCGUUCUACAUUCUUACAUGGCUUUGGAUGUUUAACUCCAGCCGCGGUAUAUUGGUUGCUAACUCCUCUUGUCUGAGCUUUCUACAUGCAACAUUCAUUAAUCCAUAAUACGCCUUUCUUUAUUACUUUGACAAAAAAUGGCAGAUGAUUUUGCGUUGCGGAAAUUAAUUGAUUAAUGUGAUUUUGUAAAUAAAGAUAGGUAGAUAUAACUUUAUUUAAACACGCUAACUUCGUCAACUAAAGCUGAUUUCCACGACGCGUCCAAUCAUUGCUCAAUUAAAAAUAAAGGAAUGGAAUUAUAUAAUUACACAAAUUCGCCACUAUUCGCUUUUUUAGGUUAACAGCAUUCGUGGUUCGUUCAUUUGCACGAGCGAGGAAGCACGUGUUUGUUGACGAAGACGAGAUCAAACACAGCAUUCAAUGGUUUCGAAGAAAACAGAAACCCUCAGGUUGUUUCCCAAAAUACGGAAAAGUGUUCGAUAAAUCACUUCAGGCAAGUGUCUAGACUUUUAAUUGUGAUAUAAAAUUUGGGGAGAGGGCGAGAGGCUAAUUUGUUUUCUUACAUCGAAGUCGAGGUUGGAGAAAAUGUUCCAAAAAAUACUGCUAUGGAUGCAAGAAAUACGUUGCCGAAUAAAUUUAAGCUGUUUCCAAUCCCUCACUUACCCAAUUGGUUUCUAUUUUUGAAACCUUGGGAUGAAUAUUUUUAAACUGGGAUUAAUUAAUAUGUUUAUUGACCUUGAUUUGGACACAACAGUAUGAAGCAAAUUAAUCAAGUUUUAGGGAUAAUGGUGUGGUAGAUCCCGCUCCUCAGGGGCGGACAAAAUUUGGCUCUCAUUCAUUACAAUUACAUCUCUGGCCCCGAAGUAAUAUUGGAUCAUUAUUUUACAUUUUAAAACGACAUUUUCUUCUGCUGGCAAGGGAGCAUAACGUCUCCGACCAUAACAGGUCUUUGCAAUUGCUUCAAAAACAUGUUUUAACUACCAUAACAGGUAUUACUGUAGCUACUAAACUGUCUGAGCUUCCGUAGCUUAUGCUCAACUCAAUUAUCAUAUCUAUAAUCAUAUAUACUAUUUCCAGGGUGGUUUGAACAGCGAACUUACCAUUACGGCAUACGUCACUAUAGCAUUAUUGGAAGCAGGUUUGAAUAACAAGGUAAGAUGUGUUUUAUACGAAUGGUAUCUGAUCUUAAUACUGCUAGAUCUCAUUGAAAAACAGGCUAUGAACGGCCCUGCUCCAAUCUUGUAGGCUGUGCGCUGUUUCAAUGUUUAUAUUAACAGCCGGUCUGCUACAGUCAUCGAUAGUUCUGUUCCAGUUAUUGCUAUGCAGACUGGCAUACGGGUUCCACAUUAGGAUAUACUUUACUACUCCGUGUGUAUAUGACAGAUCUUUUCAUGCUUGCCCUUCACAUAAUCAAUUUUUCCACUGGUUCCUACCCAAGUUUUAUUGAACUUCAGCUAACCUCCAAUCGCUUCCUCCAUUCAACAUUGAGGACAAUUUACACUACAAUGCUUCAAGAAACUAGAGUUCGUGUUUAAGGUGGCUCCCUAGGGUUUUAUUUCCGGGGGUUACUCUUCGUAUAUAUGUAAACUUAAACUUGUGUGACUUCGAACGAACGUUGUGUUUUUAUAUGGAACUCUUUUGAAACAAAAGUGUGAACUUUGCUUUAGUUGAAAGCAUAAAAAGAGUUCUAAAAGACAAAACGAUACUUGGAUGUGAUGUUUCAAAAGAAGAUAAUGUAAACUUGUUUUUUUUUCAAGCGGUAUUCUGGAAGUUUUUUGAACCGCCGUACGCCAGGUUCGAACGCGAACAUUGGGAUAUGAUAUAAAGUUUUCUCAAGAAUUUGCAGUGUUUUCUCCACAAUCUAGCAGCACUUAUGACAAUAAAGAUAUUUAAAUAAUGAGCCCUCUACUGGUGAAAUCAGCAGGGCCGAAACUCCAAACAUACCACCAUAAAAACUGAAAUUUGAACGGGCAUUUUGCGAAAACAUCCGACGUAUGUACUAACUCGCACGGGACGAAUUUUGACAAACAUUUUUCAAAUUAAUACCAAGAAAUCAUAACUAAUAAUUACCUAAAUACCUUUGCCAAUUUUACAUGUAUAAUCCACGCUUAGCUGACCAAUAACCGACACAGUUAUAAACAGUAUAUCAAACAUAAUUCGUAUUUUGUGAUUUCAAAAAAGUCAUGUCUUGUUGUUUUAUGCAGAAUACCUGUACACGUCAGUUGGGGUAUUAAAUUGUUCGCGUAAAAAUCUAGUAAAAUUGCGAAAAUUAAUCCCAAAUUUCUCCGUUUUCCUUCGGUAAAAUUUUUUAAAACUUUGCACAUUUUUUAGUACCGGCACAGCAAGUGCAAUAUCCUUUUUUAAAAAAAUUAAAUUGAAGGGAAAAUUUUUAAUAUUGAUUUUUGACGUUUUUUCAAUUUUCUAAGAAACGUAUCGAUUUAAUUAUUUUAAAUUGAGAGAAAAAAAUCAUUAUACAAGUAUGACCUUUUAUGCAAAGUUUUAAAAAAUUUCACCGAAGGGAACUUUUAAAAUGACCUGAAAAAGACAAAUUUUGGGCUUUAUUCUAAGCAUGUUGUUGCCAUGACAACAGAUUUUUAACACAAAAGUUGCAAUUUGUAAUGUUCAGGAGAACAUUGUCAAUGUGUCCAAUAAAUUUCGUUUUUAUGUCAUGUAACGUGAAGAAACAGGAGUCUCCUGAAUACGAUAGUGUAGUAAAUUAAAAAACCCUAGGGAGCCACCUUAAUUAAACAUGCGCGGUUUUAGGCGACGUUUUCCUAAUAUACUUGCAUGAGAGUGAAAAUUUGCGUGUGUUCAGGUCACCACAUGGAGCUAUUUGUAAUUCAUACAAAUCAAGUUCAUAAAUAUUGUUCUUCGCUGCAUAUAGCUACUUGUGUCCAACACUCAGAAUACUGGCUAAUUAUUUUUAAUUUUCUACAUCGAAAGCCAUAAUUCACUUUUAUCUAACAUAUUAUCCCGUAUAUUUCAGACACAGAUGGUCGCUAAAGCCCUUAGUUGUGUAACCGACAACCUAACACAUAUUCAGGAUUCUUACACUACGUCGUUAGUAACAUACACCUUAGUGUUAGCAGAUCAUCCAAAAGCUGGACUUAUGAUCAGUCGUUUAAAGAACAAGGCAGUCAGUUCGGAAGGUGGGAUAAUUUAUAUUUAGUUUCUUGUAAUCCAAUCUACUUAACAAAUAGAUAAGAUUUCACCGUUGUCUGUUCAGUUAGAGAUACACAUGGUAUGACCUCAUAAUGUGAGAAGAACAAAAAAGUGGCUCACGAGCUGCCGAGGCGAGUGGGUCACUUUUCUGUUCUUCGCACAUUAUGGCGUCAUAUUGUGUAUCUAUAACUGAACAGACAACGGUAAAAUCUUAUUUAUUUGUUUUAUACAAUAAAAAUAAAACCCCGAAUUAGUAUAGUAAUACCAUGAUGACCUCGGGUUCUUUUGUUCUCGCCGGGUGGUUUAAUCUCGAUAUUCCCGGCUUAGCGGGGAGAUAUCUAAUUCUCCCGGCAAAGCCGGGAAGAUUUCUAAUUUCUCCCUGUUUAAAAGUCAUGAGCCAAAAUUCAAAGACACGACAAAGAGUUUUCUUAAUAGCUUUUACACCACAAACAAAAUAAUUACACUACAAUGUUAAUUACAGUAAGAUAAAGUGUUAAUUACUCGACUUAUUAAUAUUCACUUUUCACUAAACAUUUCACACAACUAUAUUAUAAAGACAGUAAUUUAUUUACUCAUGUUAAUGUUGAUGUUCACAGUUCCACAAUUAGCUCCUUGUAGUAGUGCGCUCAAAUCUAUACCCUUUCAUCGCUAAACGUCACUGCAUCUGCUCUCUUCUUCAUUGGGCUUUGGGUGCUCUGUAGUUCUUUCAGCUUCCCAUCGAGCGUUUGCUGAAGCGGCUUAAACUCAGCCGAAUUAAACAGGUUUAACUUUGGAUAUUGCAACUGAACUGUUCGGUUUAAACCACAAAACAGACUAUACACGACUUCAUGGCGGUAUUCUUUACCGUUUCUCUUCCAUACUUCUAGCGUUAAUCGGCUAAACCAGUGAUUAAUUUCGUCAACUCUCAUCUCCUGCAAAUCUGGCACACGCUUGAAUACUUGACUCUCGGCUUCAAAAUCACGAAACUCGGUAUUUCUUGCCUUUUCCCAUGCUUUAUAAACAUUCGUGGUCCACCUAGUGUGUUUGAUAGUAUUCUCAGGCGUUCUGUUAUCUCUAACUUUCUAAACAUCGGCUUCCAUAACAAACCAGAAACGUUUAUCCGCCAUAUCAUUCUUAGUGAGCGUCCAAAAACAAGAGUUGAGUUAAAAAGUAACUCAUUUUAUAUCCAUACAUGCACAUGCACUGACACACGUAUAUUAAGAAUUGUUUAUUCGCAAACGAAUUUCCGACAAUGGAAAAUUGUUGUAUACAUCACUGAUCAUGCAUUGUAUUACAGAAUAUUCGUACUAUCAAUUAAUUUUGUACAAUGAAAACACUAGCCUCACCUCGGUCAUGUGAAGGUCCCUAGGGACUUUCACAAACCUCCGUCUGUUGGCGGGAGAUUUAAUCACUAUAUUCUUAAAAACCAUGGUAUUACUUAUAAGUAAUGAUGCGAUGGCGAGUUCAAUUAGGGAUUAAUAGUACGAGUGAUGUUUGGAAAUUUUGCCAAAAUUGGACGAGCUGCCGGGGCUAGUCAAUGCGAACAUCAAUAUUAAACAUACUGAACUUUAUUAUCAUGAUUACACAUACUUCUCAAUGUCGAGAUCAUAUUCUCUCGCCAAAGCCAAGACCUGCCAGACUAUCAACCAAAAUUUGGUGCUUUUGUUCGUAUUUAAUUUUCAUUUAGUUCCUCUAGGGCGAUUUCAUUUCAGAUUUGUAUGUUGUUAAAUUACCUUUCCGCCAUUUUGUUUUGUUUUUGUUUUUGCUCCUCUCAACCAAUCAGCAUCCAGUAAUGUUGUCAUGCUAAUAAUAAAACAGGUAAAUAGGCAAUUUAUUUUUCAUCCAUGCCAUCAUUUGAAAAUUUUGCAAAGUCGAAAUUUUACAAAUAUCACGCAUACAUGAACUAUACAAAUAAGGGAAUGCUAUUGGAUACGCUUUUGGGGGUCGCAAUUCCGUGCAUCAGGCUCACUUGAAUUCUUAAGCGCUUGAAUUCUUAACGUUUUAUAUAUUCAAUAAUCGCACAAUCGAAAAGGCGUUUAGUUUACGAUUUGGAGUACAUAUGAAAAAAAUAGAGUUGUGGCAUUGUUAUCUUUGUGAUUAAAUUUUGCAGUUACGUAGAAGCACAUGUUGUUUAUAUUUUAUUUUAACAUUUCAUUCAAAUACAAAGGAACAAUAUAGCACGGAAUGCACUAAAAGAAUAUUUGUAGUAACAUCGUUUAGACAGAGCGUCAAUUAUUAGCAAGAUCCUAAAUUCAUGGUAAAAGAAAAGAGCAAAGUAAAUUAAAUAGUUAAUUAAUAAUACAUUCAAUUUUUCGCGAAAGCAAUGGGCUCAUCAACCUGUAUUUGCUUUCAGACGGCCUAAUUUUCUGGUCAGCUAGGAAUGACAAAUUAGUAGCGACCGAGGAGCCGACAGACUACUUUGCUGAAAAGCUUCGCCCUGCUGAUGUGGAAAUGACAGGCUAUGCUUUAAUGUCUUAUCUGAAACGAAAAGAACAACCUAAAGAUAUAAUGAAGAUUGUCAAGUGGUUAUCUAAGCAACGUAAUUAUUAUGGUGGAUUUUCGUCAACACAGG
Paramuricea clavata is the source of this 13010-nucleotide messenger RNA. NCBI's taxonomy places the organism in Eukaryota, Metazoa, Cnidaria, Anthozoa, Malacalcyonacea, Plexauridae. The record is from the annotation of a GenBank genome assembly.